Molecule: messenger RNA, 3553 nt
Organism: Chelonus insularis
Lineage: Eukaryota; Metazoa; Arthropoda; Insecta; Hymenoptera; Braconidae
Gene: Syt14
Product: Synaptotagmin 14
Exons: 6
Coding region: 366-1850 (494 amino acids)
Molecular function (GO): phospholipid binding
Source: RefSeq, a predicted model, not a curated record
UAAAGCUUAUGUAUAAUCAUUGAUAAUAUAAAUGAAAGAACAGAAUAAAAACAAAUAGAAAAAAAUAUUUCAUCAUUAAAUUAACCGGGGUAUGUGAGGGAAUUGCGGGCAAAGACUUGCGCCAAGACCACCCUUCAAGAAGAGUUGCGCAAGCGUAUGUCAUCGUUCAACCCUUGCUAACACGUCCUGGUGAGCAACAGAGUGCUGUAUACCCCCGCCCACGUAUUAUUCGGCGUAUAACCACGUUUGUAAUCAAACAAACCAGACGAGUGUCGUCUUAGACAUUAAAUAAUGUCUGCUUCAUUUCAUUGUGGCUAUUUCCCAGCCAUCAAGUAGUCUACCAAAAUUAUCAACACGGAAGAAUAAUGAUUCUUACUGGAUCAGACCAUUUUCUAACGGGCUCUAUAGGGGUGACUGCUUUCCUAGGAGCUAUAGCCGCAUUUGUCACUGUUCUUCUAGUCCUCUUUUUAUAUCUGGCAAAAAAAUGGACAUUUACACCUGUCUCACAAACAGCUCUGUUCGGUGGAAUUUAUGUACCACUUAAUGAUCCUAACAAUUGUUCUACAUCACCAGUUUCAAAAAAUUUAGAUAAAAUAUUCUCUUAUUCAGAUCCUGAAACAAGUUCUGAUUCUGAAGAAGAUGCUUUACGGCGAUUACAAAACUCUCAUUCUCGACACCACAUUGACACACUCACUAUUCAAGCUGAAGAUGGACCAAUGGUUGUUGAUACAGUUACGCCUUCUCAUAACUGCAACGAAGAACACCUUUCCGAUCAACAAGAGUGUAUUGUCGAGGUUGGAUCUUCUAACAUUCUUUUGGAAACAAGAGAAUCAGAAGAAGUAAUUGAAGAAGUUUGUACUCCUUCUUCGAGUGAGACAGCACCACCACUAACAGGAAUCAUUGAUGAACUGGGAAGUUUAGAAGUUGCAUUUUUAUAUGAUGCGCCAAUGCGCGAAAUGACUGUACAAGUUCUUCAAGGACUUAAUUAUCCUUCGGGAAUAGGAGGAAGCCAAGUACGACUUGUGCUACUUCCAUCAAAGAAGCAGAGACGUAAGACUCGUGUUCGUCAAGGUACAUCACCACAGUAUAUGGAGAGUUUCUUGUUGCCUCGUGUCAACCCAGAAGAUGUUAAUGCUAUGGGAGUGAGGCUACGAGUUUAUUUGUUGGGAGGCAGAAUGCGUCGAGAACGACUUUUGGGAGAAGCUCGUGUUUGUUUUGAUCAAAUAAAUCUUCAACUUGAAACUACAUUGUGUUUACCUCUUCAAUCUCCACCUUCUUCACCGGUUCAGAAGUGGGGUACAACAACGAGUUUAACUCGAAGUGAUUCGACAGGUUCUCAACAGUCAGUUCAGUCAUACGCAUCUCCAACGACACCACCCUAUGGAAGUAGUAUGAAGGGUGGUAGCAUAGCUGAAAUUUUAAUCGGGCUUGCCUACAAUGGAACUACCGGUCGAUUGUCAGUGGAGAUAAUCAAAGGUUCGCAUUUUCGAGGUGGUGGAGGCAAUGAUUCAAAACCACCGGAUACAUAUGUGAAGCUUACACUCGUUGAUAGCAACAGUCAUGAAAUGGGGCGAUCUAAAACUGGAUUGAGACGAGCACAACCAAAUCCACUCUACAAAGAGACUUUUAUAUUUCAGGUAGCCCUAUUUCAGCUUGGUGAUGUUACGCUUUUUAUCUCAGUUUAUAAUAGACGACGUUCAGCGAUGGGUAAAAAAGGACGGGAAAUGAUUGGUUGGUUGUGUCUUGGAUUAAAUAGCUCUGGGCCGGAAGAGCUUCAACAUUGGAAUGAUAUGCGUGCUUCUAGACAACCAACUCAAGUACAGCGUUGGCACGCUCUUUUACGACCGUAAUUUGGAAAUGGAAAAGUUUUGUGGGAAAGUUUAUUUAAUUGAAAUCUCGUAUUGAGAGAAUUGUUCAAUUGAAGAUAUUCCGUUAAUGAAAUGACGGAGAAUACUUCGAGAGUGGGACAGACGGUUCCUGAUUAGUUUUGGAAGUGUAAUUUUGAGACGUGGAAACAUUUUUUUGAGAGAUCAAUAAUCCUCAUAACAAUUUUUACUGCCCGAUGGAACACCGAAGUCAAUUUUCCAUUGUUGUCAUCCUUUUCAUGAAGAAUAUUUGGUGACAUUAUUUGUAUGUAUUAAUGAACGUACUUCGGUUAUGGGCAGCUUCAACUUUUGAUUGUUUCGUCACAAGACGAAGUCAUUUUUUGUGAAACUGGUAAAAACAAAAGAAUCUUGUUUACAUGAACACAUUGUCAACCGGUUUUAAUUUACAACAUGAAUUUUAUCUUUUUUUAUUUUAUCUUUUUUUUUCAUGUAUUAAUCACCUGUGCCUGGGUCAACAAUUGUCACUUAUUCAGUUUUACUUUUCGUGCCUUUAAUCUUUUAAACGCUUAUUCAUUGUAAAUUUAAUUCAGCACAAUAUCAGAAAAUUCUUACUAAAAAAAUUGUUCUAGAUUAAACCAUUGCCGAUUAAUCUAGAUUUUCUCUGAAAGAGAAAAAAAAAUAAACAAAAAAAAACAUAUUUUAAAACGUGCUAAUUAAGUACGUUGCGAUUUAGUAUUUAACACUCAACGACGCACAAUUCACAUCCGCACCUCAUAAUGCAGAUUGUGAUUUUUAGUAUUGAUACUAUUUGGCUACAGUUAGAAUAAUAUUGAUCUUGAUGAAUGACAGAUAUAGUAAUGCUAAAUUAAAAUUAAUAUAUUGAGUAUAGUAUGAAAAUUUGACAAAUAAUGGUCAAAAAAAUGAAUGCUGUGAAUUUUUCAGUAAUUAUAGAUUUUGAAUUUUUAAACCAUUCAACAUUAUUUACUACAGUUUAAUCUACAUUCAUAUCGUUAUUUCAUUCACUUCUGAAAGAAGUACAUAGUUGAAGAAAAAAAAUCCAGAAUCAUUGCCUGAUUAAAGUUUAAAUAAGUUUUAAUGAGAAAAUAAAUAUUGCGACUAGAAAUAUUUGCCAAAAAAGUAUAGAUUAUCUACAUUUUUACAAAGAAUUUCACGAAAAUCGAAUAUACUUUCGAUGUAUUACUGCUAAGCAUUUUUCGAAUAAUACUAGAAUCUUUAUGAGGUUCUCGUAAAUAAUGUUGUAUUCAAUAUAAGAGUGAUCUAUUUGUAAUUGAUGGAAUCACAAUUUUUUCUACAGUUGGUUCGUAUUUAAUAAGAAUUAUAAUAAUAAUGAUAAUCUAUGUGAUUGGAUUUCAAUUAAUUUGUCAAUCUGUCAUUGCUAAUAAAGAAAAGAAAGGGAACAAGAAGUUAAGAAUCGUUCAAUUUAAAACUUAUAGAUUGAAAUUUAAGGAGUGUUGAUAAAGAUGUGAUUGGAUUUUUGUCCACGUUUUAUCUAACGCACCCUUUUUCUCAAUGAUUAAUUCAUUGAAAAUUAAACGUCUACUGCACAAACAAAAAAUUACCUUGAUCAAUGUUAUUACUUAAUUAAUCAAUUACACUUGUCGCGUUUUAUAAAAAGAAAUGUAUUCCGAUAUUACAAAAUUAAUACAUUUAUGAUAGUUGUUACUUAAUCACGUAAGCUAAAAAUAAAAAAGAUACUGAUCAAAGUC